Molecule: messenger RNA, 3000 nt
Organism: Saccostrea echinata
Lineage: Eukaryota; Metazoa; Mollusca; Bivalvia; Ostreida; Ostreidae
Product: nose resistant to fluoxetine protein 6-like
Exons: 15
Coding region: 8-2812 (934 amino acids)
Molecular function (GO): acyltransferase activity, transferring groups other than amino-acyl groups
Source: RefSeq, a predicted model, not a curated record
GUAUCGGAUGAAAGCGGGCCGAUUAUGUGUCCUGAUCUUCAGUUUGAUCAGUAUCUGUGAACUGGGCUCAGGAAAUGAACUCCUUUACCAUGAAUAUGCAGUUAAUCCUGUCGGAGCUAUCCAACGAAACUUUGAGGUCAAAAAAGCUAUAGCACCAUUUUUAACUUCUACAGACUUUUUGGAAUGGACGGAUCAUUUAAAUACUCACUCACUCCUGAAAUUAGCAAACCAAUUUCAGUUUAACACCACCAACACUACACAGCAGGGAGGCGUUCAGAAUUCCCUCAGCAGUGCAAUCCAGAGCCUUCUAUCAGGACUUUCCAAUAACAGCGCCAUACAGACGAACAAUGGCACACAGAACAUCUCUCAACUGAUCAACAGCCUCCUGGGAUCUCUGUCGCUCAAUGGAAACUCGUCUCAACCGAGCAAUGGUUCCCAAAGUACUUCUUCAGAUAACGGUCUUGGAAACACAAUCCAGAAUAUACUUCAAAACCCUGACUCGAUUGGAAAAUUUAUAACACAGAUGCUGGAAAGCAUUGGUAUUGGUGGCUCUUUAGGAAAUGCGUCUCAGUCAAACAGUGGUUCCCCAAGCAACUCUCUAGUUGAUGGUCUUGGAAAAAACAUACAGAAUAUUAUUCAAAAUCCGGACAAGAUAGGAAAAAUUAUUUCACAGUUGACGGAAAGCGGUGGUACUGGAGUCUCCUCAGGAAUAGACGGUGCAGACAUCUUAAAGCUUCUCACGACAGGUAAUGUGGACCCAAACAGUGCAGGACAGAUGUUCAUGCUGUACCUAAAUGGCAUGAUGAAAUCCUCAAAUGCUUCUUUGACUUGUCAGAGUGACCUCCUCAAAGUGAUCUCUGGUCUGCAGGCGCGGGAACCAUGGGCACUGAAAAUGUUGGACGCAUCAGCAAAGAUUCCCACAGGUGUUAUGAACCUGGACCUGAACUGGUACGGAUCUUAUGACGAGUGUUACAGUGACAGUACGGUAGUGGGCUCAAUGGGAUUCCUACCAAGCAAGCAAUCUCCUGUUAAAGGACAUUACUGUACCGUGUCUCUGAAUCUGCCACUGCCCCCAGAUGUCAAAAUGUUUCUGGCAGCACUACAAAAUCCAGGUGCCAUCAGGGCUGGAAUGUGCUUCCCUAAGUCCUGCAGUACUGACGAUCUCUUCCGAGCUGUAAAUACCUUUCUGUACGCCAUACCUCUUGGAGAAUCACGAGUCACAGCCUAUCCUAUAACUUGCCCUACUCCAGCUGAAGAUGACACUUUGGAGACCAGUGCUAUAGUAGUCGUUGUCAUUCUUGUAAUCUUUCUACUCCUCAUCUUGGUGGGAACUCUGUAUGACGUCAUCAUGAUGAUAAAGAGUCGGCGUAAGAAGGUGGCUUAUGAGAAAAAAACCGAGGAGAGCAAUGGUUUUACUUCCCCUGACAGUAGCUCCAAACUGAGAGCUGAAUUCGGAGAAAUCCAACGUCCUAAACCGGAGGAGAAAAAAAGUGAACCAGGUGUUUUCGGUAAAAUGAUGUUGUCCUUCAGUGCCUACACCAAUGGCAAGAAGAUAUUGGGCACGUCUCAACCAAAAGGAAGUCUGACGGCCAUCAAUGGAAUCCGAUUCCUCAGUAUGAGUUGGGUCAUUCUGGGGCACACCUUAGUUUUCAUACUGGGAAAUACUUCCAACACGCUGGUAUACUAUUCCGAUUUCAUGGGUCGUGUGUCGUCCCAAGUGAUCUUCAAUGCCUUGGUGUCCGUAGAUACAUUUUUCGUUCUCAGUGGAUUGUUGACAUCUUAUCUGCUGCUGAAGCAAAUGAGCAAAACUAAGGGGCGCAUCAAUUGGUUCCUUUUCUUUUUCCAUCGAUUUUGGAGAUUGACCCCCGUUUACAUGAUGGUGAUCGGUAUGUAUGUGACUAUUUAUCCUCACUUGAUAUUUGGCCCUAACAAACCAACACCUGACGAGACAUGUAAAAGAGCCUGGUGGAAAAACCUUCUCUACAUUGAUAACUUUUUUGGAGCCAAAGACUUGUGUUUAGGUUGGUCAUGGUAUCUGAAUAAUGACAUGCAGUUCUACGUGUUAAGUCCACUUAUGAUCGUACCGUUAUUCUUCAACAAGAUUGCUGGGGCUGUUGUAACCUUUGUUUUCCUCCUGGCUGCGACCAUCACCCCAGGUGUACUAAGCUACGUGAAAAAUCUUCCAGUCCACACUAUUGGUGGCGGUCCCAAGGACGCUGAUAGAGGCGCUUUCUUUGAGGACUAUUAUAUAGUACCAUAUUGUCGUAUGGGACCAUACAUUUGCGGUGUUAUAACAGGCUACAUACUCUAUAAAACCAAGUGCAAAUGCCGAAUAAAUAUCUUCCUGAAUCUGUUGGGAUGGGUCGUAGCCACAGCCUCUGCCUGUGCCGUUCUGUAUGGUAUUUACGACACGGUAAAACCAGUUCAACCGGUGGCACUGUCCAAAGAGGUCGCUGCCCUGUACAACGCCCUCAACAGAACUGUGUGGGGAGCUGCUGUGUGCUGGGUCAUCUUCGCAUGCGCAACCGGCAAUGGAGGGUACAUCAACACAUUGCUAUCAUGGAAAGCGUUCGUGCCUCUUUCUCGACUGACAUACUGCGCCUAUUUGAUCCACCCCCUGGUUAUGUACGUGUACUAUCUCAACAGAAAUUUCCCCUUCUAUCUUACUGAUCUGGACAUGGUCUACACCUUCCUUGCAAAUCUCAUGGUAUCCUACGGAGUGGCUUUCAUCCUCUCGAUCGCGUUCGAAUCGCCGUUUAUGGGACUCGAAAAAGUCAUGUUUGGAGGUCGUGGUAAAAAGGAAGCCAAGUGAAAAUAAACAAAAAAAGAAAGAUAUGAAACGUUUCCACCCAAACUUGGAUUUUCUGAGGGUUUUUAUACAUGAAAUGUGGAUCGUUUAAAAUAGAAAAUGGUUGAUAUGCAAUCAAAACAAACUUCAGUUAGAAUUCAAAAUUAAUUGCUUUUAUAAUAUUUUUUAAUACAAAAUAUAAGAAAAUAAAC